CUGGCCUGGUGUCCUGCUAGGUCUUUCUUCUCAGCUGGUUUCCAACCUCUUCUUGCACACCUUGUCCUUAUCCAUCGCCACUUCUCUUGAUUCAACCAUGGCGACUUCGGAAAUCUCGGAUGAGAAAAAGCCCGCCGACUUGGGCGAGCCUCUGAAGGUCGAAAUCCUCGGCGACAACGAUGACAGAGACAUGGCCCGCAUGGGCAAGAAGCAGGAGUUCCAGCGCAAUUUCAACUGGAUCAGCAGCGUUGGCUUCACCUCCUGCACAAUGGGCACCUGGGAGUUUGUCGCUUUGAACAACUUCCAAAUGCUGGUCGAUGGCGGCACUGCGGGGAUGUUUUGGAGUUACUGUUGGGUUAUCCUGGGCCAAUUUUUCAUCGUCCUGAGUUUGGCAGAGAUGUCGUCCAUGGCUCCGACUGCCGGCGGACAGUACCACUGGGUAAGCGAAUUCGCCUCGAAGAAAUACCAGAAGGUCUUGAGCUACACUUCGGGAUGGCUCAGCUCCCUUUGCUGGCAGUCGUUCGUUGCCUCGGACUGUAUGUUCGCCGCCCAACUUCUCAUGGCGCUCGCCCAGAUCCACGACCCGAAUUUUGUCAUCAAGAAUUGGUAUACUGCUCUGUUGAGCAUUCUGAUCGCUACCAUUGUCACCUCGGUCAAUGUCUGGGGGGCGACGAAGCUCGCGCUAUUCGAAAACGUCUUCGUCGCGUUGCAUGUUGCCUCGUACUUUGUUGUUAUCAUCACCAUCUGCGUCACCUCGCCCAAGAACGACGCAAAGGAGGUUUUCACCACGUUUACCGAUAAUGGCGGGAAUUAUCCCCUGAUGGGUCUUGCUGUCAUGGUUGGACAGGUACCGGCCAUGUGGAAUGUGCUGGCUUCGGAUGCUGUUGCCCAUUUGUCCGAGGAGGUGCGCAAUGCUAGCGAAGUCACGCCCAAGACCAUGUUUUGGGCCUACAUGCUCAACAUCCCUCUCGCUUUCGGCAUGCUCAUCGCCUUUUUGUUUUGCAUGACCGACGUCGCCACCGCCACCACCGAGGCAUUCCCCUUUGUGUGGAUCCUGCAAAACUCGCUGAGCCCGGCGGGCGCCCAAGCCAUUACGGCCAUCUUGUUCAUCCUGGUACUCAUGAUCGCCAUAAGCUGCUUUGCCUCGACCUCCCGACAGCUUUUCGCCUUCGCCCGCGACGACGGCAUGCCGUUCUCCACCUGGAUGAAGAAGGUCAAUCCGCGUCUGAAAGUUGCCGCGAAUUCGUGCUUUGUCACCUGGGGCUACAGCGUGGUUAUGAGCCUGGUGUAUCUUGGGAGUCCGAUCGCAUUCAACGCCAUCAUCAGCCUGGCCAUCGUGGCCCUCAUGGCCACCUACGCCAUUAGCAUUGGCUGUGUCCUUUGGCGCCGCCUCACGCUCCCGGAAACCUUACCCCCAGUCUUUUGGAGCUUGCACCGCUGGGGUGUGGCGGUCAAUGGGAUAGGUCUCGCAUAUGCUGUUUUCGCCUUCUUCUGGGCCUUCUGGCCUAUUUACUGGGAACCGAACGCUGAAGAGAUGAAUUUUGCCAUUGUCCUCUUUGCAGGCGUCAUGUUAAUUUCUGCCAUCAACUACUUUGUCAGCGCACGUCGCAAGUAUAAAGGUCCUGUAGCGACAUGCGAAGGGCGACAAGAGGAUUAUUAGCAUUCAACAUUCAUGGUUCAAGUCGACUUGCUCCGUGUUUUUCUAGUAGACCAUGUCUGGAGGGAAUGUCUAAGGAGGAGCAAGUCUUCGCCGCGCAUUUAACUCAACGCUGCUCUGAUAGUAAAUAAACGGGUCUAGGAUAGAUACUACUCAAGGG
Exophiala viscosa is the source of this 1817-nucleotide messenger RNA. Its product is annotated as amino acid transporter. Gene Ontology annotation, molecular function: transmembrane transporter activity. Gene Ontology annotation, biological process: transmembrane transport. The record is from RefSeq and is a predicted model, not a curated record. Bases 98 to 1660 code for a protein of 520 amino acids. Gene Ontology annotation, cellular component: membrane. Lineage: Eukaryota; Fungi; Ascomycota; Eurotiomycetes; Chaetothyriales; Herpotrichiellaceae. The transcript is spliced from 6 exons.